Messenger RNA from Guillardia theta CCMP2712, 330 nucleotides. RefSeq lists its product as hypothetical. The record is from RefSeq and is a predicted model, not a curated record. The coding region runs from base 1 to 330 and encodes 109 amino acids. Gene Ontology annotation, biological process: regulation of phosphorylation. Lineage: Eukaryota; Cryptophyceae; Pyrenomonadales; Geminigeraceae. The transcript is spliced from 4 exons. Gene Ontology annotation, cellular component: cytoplasm.
AUGGCGAGCAACUUCGGGAGCACAGGGAAGUAUGACAUGCAUGCCAUCAGCAAAGCAGCUGAGUUCGAGACUUGGUUCGAGCGGAAAGUUGGCGAGUUGUACGGGGAGACAGCACAGUAUGAGAUCGAAAUGGAUGCUGUCGAAGACUUGCUCUAUGUGGAGGUUGAUCAAGCUCGCACUCUCUCAUUAUCUUGCACUUACAAUAGCGAAGAUCCAGGUUUCGUCCAAGAAUUGCGGAAAUUUCGUGUUGCUCAUGACGAUGAUGACACGUACGACACGUACGAAUUUCUAAUGGCAACACAGAUGAAACUCAAAGUUGGCAAAGACUGA